GAAGUAAUUUGGAGGUCGUUUGGAUUAGAGUUUCUAAUGAGGGAUUUAGGCACAAUCCCUCACCAUUAGAGAUUUUAAUUAAAAUCACUCGUUUGGGAAACAAAUUUUUGAUGAGAGAUUUUAAUCAUUCCGGAUUUGAGAAACCCACAUUUGAGAGAAUGUGAAAUAGCUGAUGCCCACCAGCUAUUUCGAAAUCCUGCAAUAUUUUGUCCAUUUGUUCCAUAUAUGCCCAUACUAUUUUUCUGAAAAUCCAACUUUACCCUUUCUUCUAUUAACCCUUUCAAUAAAGUGUCAUUCGUUUAACCCUCCUCUGUUUUACUCCCACCCGUCUGUUUAACUCCCACCCGGACGAAAGAGUUGGAAGACGAACAAACAGCUAGUUUCAGAGAGUUGGGAAGCAGCUCACACCAAAUUCGGCGGUCAGCAGCAAAAACCAACCUUCACCAGCAGUAAAGGAUGUCUCGGCUGUCUAUGAUGUCUCCGAUGGAGAGGCGCAAACUGAUUGCUGCGAUUAGCGCAUUUUGGAACCUUAUAAUGAUCUAUCUUGAUCUAGGAAUGGAGGUGAUGAACCUUACAGAGUUAUUAAUUCGCAAUCCUAGAAUUGCCAGGCAGCCCGUAGAUAGUUACAUGAUGCGACAGUUCGAUAGACAAAGGGUGAUUGACAAAUGUACCAAACUCAGUGAUACCGAGAGUCACAGAAAGAUUAGGAUGAAUCGUAGCUUAUUCAAGAAGUUAUGUGACCUUUUAGUUGCGGAAGGUGGGCUGAAAAAGACUCGAAACACUGAUGUAGAUGAAAUGGUUCUCACCUUCCUAUUGGCUAUAUCUCAUGAUAACAAAAUCAGGAGUUUAGCAGUUGAUUUGAGGCGCUCUACUGAGACGAUUUAUAGAUCGUUUCACCGAGUCUUACGGGCAAUUCUUAGGCUCAACAAGCUUCUUAUGAAGAAGCCAGAACCCAUUCCAGCCGAUUCCACCGACAAGAGAUGGAAGUACUUUAAGAAUUGUUUGGGAGCUCUUGAUGGAACCCACAUUGAUGUCCGACCAUUGAAGGAAGAACAAACUAAAUAUCGAGAUAGGUCUCGCAAUCUCACGAUCAAUUGUUUGGGUGUUUGUACCCCAAACUUAGAGUUUAUAUAUUGUCUAGCGGGAUGGGAAGGGUCUGCUCAUGAUGCGAGAGUGUUGAGAGAUGCUCUAAACAAGCCGAACGGCCUAGUUGUGCCGGAAGGAUGUUAUUAUUUGUGUGAUUCGGGGUAUGCCAACAGCCCUGGGUUCUUGACCCCUAUUAGGGGACCAAGAUACCAUAUCGAUGAAUGGGGGGGACAGCUGCCACGAACUGCCGAAGAGUAUUACAAUUGGAGGCAUGCUCAGGCUAGGAAUGUAAUAGAGAGGAUUUUUGGUAUUUUAAAAAUGCGAUGGGCAAUUCUUAGGGAUGCUACUUGGUUCUCGGUGCCCGUUGUAUCUCGAAUUGUGUUAGCAUGUUGUAUUCUACACAAUUUCAUAAAGAAGGAGGAAGGAGCUGACAUUUAUGAAAGAACAUAUCGAGAUCAACAUCGCGAUAAUGUGCACCAUGAAACAGCCGGAGUUGAUACGGCUGCUAUUUCCGGCACUCAACCUACCGAGGCUUGGACUCAAUUUAGGAUGGAUCUAGCAAAUGAAAUAUGGAACGAUCGGCCUGCACGAUUCAGGACUUCUUCAUGA
Messenger RNA from Linum tenue, 1695 nucleotides. NCBI's taxonomy places the organism in Eukaryota, Viridiplantae, Streptophyta, Magnoliopsida, Malpighiales, Linaceae. The record is from the annotation of a GenBank genome assembly.